UGCGGGACAUGACGGCAGGCCGCCAGGCCGAGGGUGCGGGUACGGACCAUGCCUCCGCGCGGCUGCCCUCCCGAGUGGCCAAGCUACUGUCUGCACUCUUCUACGGGACCUGCUCCUUCCUCCUCGUGCUGGUUAACAAGGCGCUGCUGACCACCUACCGUUUCCCAUCACCAAUUGUUCUUGGAAUUGGACAGAUGACAGUUACCAUAAUGAUACUAUAUGUGUCCAAGCUAAAUAAAGUAAUUCACUUCCCUGAUUUUGACAAGAAAAUUCCUAUUAAGCUGUUUCCUCUGCCUCUCCUCUAUGUUGGAAACCACAUAAGUGGAUUAUCAAGCACAAGUAAAUUAAGCUUGCCGAUGUUCACCGUGCUCAGGAAAUUUACCAUUCCACUUACUUUACUCCUGGAAACCAUCAUACUCGGGAAACAGUAUUCCUUGAACAUCAUUGUCAGUGUCUUUGCCAUCAUUCUUGGUGCUUUCAUAGCAGCUGGUUCUGACCUUGCUUUUAACUUGGAAGGCUAUAUUUUUGUAUUCCUGAAUGAUAUCUUCACAGCAGCGAAUGGUGUUUAUACCAAACAGAAAAUGGACCCAAAGGAGUUAGGGAAAUAUGGAGUGCUUUUCUACAAUGCCUGCUUCAUGAUUAUCCCAACUCUUAUCAUUAGUGUCUCUACUGGAGACCUUCGACAGGCUACUGAAUUCAACCAAUGGAAGAAUGUUCUAUUUAUCAUACAGUUUCUUCUUUCCUGUUUUUUGGGGUUUCUGUUGAUGUACUCCACACUUUUGUGCAGCUAUUACAAUUUGGCCCUGACGACGGCGGUGGUUGGAGCCAUCAAGAAUGUAUCUGUUGCCUACAUUGGAAUGUUAGUAGGCGGAGACUACAUUUUCUCUGUAUUAAACUUUGUAGGGUUAAAUAUUUGCAUGGCAGGGGGCUUGAGAUAUUCCUUUUUAACUUUAAACAGCCAGUUAAAACCUAAACAACCUGUGGACGAAGAAAACAUCCCUCAAGAUUUGAAGGGCUAGAACCUGGGGCAGAAUUGCAGACUGGCUUGCAGACUGGGGGGAAUGAGGGAAUAUUCCCAGCUGUUUUGGUUGUGGCACUCACCCCUGGUUAAGGCACAACAGGAAUGUCUGCAAAAUGCAGAGAGAAUCUACAUCAUGUGCUGCAUGAGGAGCCGUCAUCAGCCCUGAGAAAUGUAUCCGGGCAGAGCCUUACCAGCUGAAAGUGAAUCUUCUCAAAAUAAACCACUGGUGAAAGGGAUUGUUUCCAAGGCACUUGCGUGGACCACACAUCUGUGUGCUGUUCCAGGUACUGCGAGUGCUUCAAAGGAGGCCGAUGCUGUGAGGGUGCUUAUCAGCACCUUGGCCUUAAUUUCAAAGGUCCCAGCCAAAGCAGAGUGCCAGCGGCAACAUUUUUUUUGGUUUAAACAGACAUGUCUUUAUUUUAAUAAAAUCAGCCACUUAACUGCCAGUAGAGUUAUUUGCUAGCUUUGAUUUGAUCUUAUAUGUUGGUAUCUUUUCCCAAUCAUCAAAGUAAAAUAAAAAAUAAUUUAUAUGCA
This is a messenger RNA of Lipotes vexillifer (Yangtze River dolphin), 1555 nucleotides long. RefSeq names its product solute carrier family 35 member D2 (gene SLC35D2). The coding region runs from base 9 to 1019 and encodes 336 amino acids. NCBI's taxonomy places the organism in Eukaryota, Metazoa, Chordata, Mammalia, Artiodactyla, Lipotidae. The record is from RefSeq and is a predicted model, not a curated record. The transcript is spliced from 12 exons.